Molecule: messenger RNA, 233 nt
Organism: Sphaeroforma arctica JP610
Lineage: Eukaryota; Ichthyosporea; Ichthyophonida
Exons: 2
Source: RefSeq, a predicted model, not a curated record
GAUCUAUUUUUGGAACACUCUCGCUAGAUCUGGAGAACUCCGACAGCAGCCACACAACGCUAUCCGACGCAUCCACGCACAUGCGUGCACACACACAGCACAACGCACGGCCUACUGUGUUGCCGCAGUCGUAUGUGGUGCUGGAUGCCCUGGACUCAUACGCCACGCCCAAGAAGAUCCGCACCAUGAGUGCCCUGUACGCAACCAUUUCACGACAGUUUGGCACACAGAAC